GUGCUCCGCAUUCGCAGGUAUGUACGGCAUGGGGGAGGUGGAACAAAAAAUUCUCCGGCGCGACACCUGCCACCGUAACUGCCUGUUAGCCAGUUUUCCCGACAACAGUGCCUGCGAGGUGCGGUCGGACCUGGUAUCCUGAGCAAAAACGUCCCCACCCCAGUAGAGUCAAGAUGGGGAAUCCGCUAGACAAAUCCGCCACCUCUGGUGGUUUCGCAUGACGAAUUUAUCCUCGUAGUGUAAUCCUGUUUAGCUAGUUCCGAAGCAUCACAGAUCUAGCAUAUCAUGCUGAUUCUAGCAUUACAAAUUCCAAAGCAUCAGGAUAAGAAAAUGGCUCUUAUUGGGCUCCGCAUGAGAAACUUUUUUCGCAUGCAGAUUUGCAUGACAACUCUGGUGUGGGGACAUUUUUACUCAUGAUGCCUGGCGGUGGUUCAUUACCAGGGCAACACGUACACCUCAUUUUUCAACUACAGCCUCCCGGCGACCACGACGGACCACUUUUUAUCCUGAGCAAAAACGUCCCCACGCGAUAGUCAAGUUGGUAAAUCUGCAACACAAAGCGUCAAGUUUUGGGAGGUGUGCAUGCCAAGUUCUUUCCAUCUGCAAUGUAGUGGUGGUUAGCAAGGGAAGGCGCAUGAGAAAGCCACUUUCUCAUCCUGUUUACAGCAUUACAAACGCCAGAACAUGACUAGAAAUGCCUCUCAUGGAGAUGCGCAUUAGAAAUGUUCCUGUCAUUGCGCUUUUGCAUGACAACUCUGGCGUGGGGACGUUUUUACACAGGAUACUUUUCUAGCAGUCUUUACGCCGUGAACACCAGCGCCGCCCGCUCCGCGGUCACCGGGACCUACUACACCCCCGCGGCGCAAUCGGCGGCAACCACGUCGCUGCAGCGCCGCUUUUCGUUAUGAACUGCAAAAGUAUCGCACUCGUAUAAAUGCAUAUACAAAUUUUCUCAGCAUGAGAAAUAAAAUUUGUAAUGUUGAUUCACUUUAAGAAAAAGAUCUGUAAUGCAAGACUUGCAUUUAUACGAGUACGAGACUUUUGCACAGGAUAUUCGUCGGAGCUCGGGGAUUUCCAGAAGUGUUUGUCCUACAAGGAACGGGUAUCCAGGAGCAAAGUGUGUAAGUGUAAACUUUCUUUGAGGAACAGCAUCACAAAUUUGCUCUACAUGACAGACAAAACCUGUCAUGCGUAACUUGUAAGGGAAAACACACAUGAAAAGAGGACUUCGUGGCUGUCUGGCAUGACAGGCGUAUUACUUUGUUGCAUGUUCUGCAACACAAAUCGACACUUACACACAUUUUUUCUUGCAUAACGGGAACCCUUGGUCUACAACCAGUGCACGGACAACCGGCGCGAGAUCGCGGACGGAAAGUGCAUAUGCAUUGCAAGUAUAAUCCCUGGAUGUCUGGAAGGUUGCAACUUGUGAUGCUGUCUCAGGAUUCAAAAAAAAGCUGUAUUGCAUGACCAGCAGCAACAGGAUUCCAGUUUGUUCUACGCGGGAAGGUGGAAGUUAUUUCUUAUGCGGAAUAGGCAUCAGGAAGGGUUCUAAAAAUCUGUGAUGCUAGGGCACACAUCACAGACAAUCAUGGGCCAUGCAAACUAUGCAUGACAAACCUGGCAACCUUCCAGAGCCAGACAUAUUUGCAUUCGAUAGUGCGAACGGGUAGUCGUCUGCUUCUCGGGGUGCAAAAUCACGGAGGCAGUCCUCAGCGCUCACCUCGCAGACCAGGCCGCGCUGCUGUCUUCGUAUGAAAUGUUGAGAGCAUCUUGAUGGUGUGCCCCCGCUGGUGCCAAGGCUUUGUCUUUGUCCUAGGCAGCACUCCGCAAAAGUUUGC
Amoebophrya sp. A120 is the source of this 1838-nucleotide messenger RNA. NCBI's taxonomy places the organism in Eukaryota, Dinophyceae, Syndiniales, Amoebophryaceae. The record is from the annotation of a GenBank genome assembly.